AUGAGAAUCGAGACGUGCUACUUCUGCUCGCAACCGUGCUACCCGUCCAAGGGUAUCACAUUUGUCCGCAACGAUGCGAAAGUCUUCAAGUUUUGCCGAUCAAAAUGCCACAAGAACUUCAAAAUGAAGCGCAAUCCCCGAAAGCUUGCCUGGACGAAAUCCUUCCGCCGCGCACACGGCAAGGAAAUGACCGUCGAUUCGACCCUCGCCUUCGCCCAACGUCGCAACAUUCCCGUGCGCUACAACCGAGACCUCGUCGCGACCACCCUGCAAGCCAUGCAACGGGUGUCCGAGAUCCGCGCCAAGCGCGAGAGGCAAUUCUACAAGAACAGGAUGAAGGGCAACAAGGCGAAGCAAAUGGAGGCGGACCGGAAAUUGGUGGCGGAGAACCAACAUUUACUGCCGCCGAGCUAUCGGGACCAGGUGGCGGAGGUGCUGGACGAGGUGGAGGCGUUGGAGGAGCAGACGGAGGAUCUGGAUAUGGAUGUCGAGGAGGAGGAGCUGGAUUUGGAGGUGCAGGAGAAGGUCAAGACGGCAAAGGCGAAGGGGAAGAAUACGAAGCAGAAACAGAGGUUGGUCAGAGGGAAGGGUAUCGAGGCGAUGGAUGUGGAUGGUUGA
Messenger RNA from Zymoseptoria tritici IPO323, 618 nucleotides. RefSeq lists its product as uncharacterized. The transcript is spliced from 2 exons. NCBI's taxonomy places the organism in Eukaryota, Fungi, Ascomycota, Dothideomycetes, Mycosphaerellales, Mycosphaerellaceae. Bases 1 to 618 code for a protein of 205 amino acids. Gene Ontology annotation, cellular component: nucleolus. The record is from RefSeq and is a predicted model, not a curated record. Gene Ontology annotation, biological process: ribosomal large subunit biogenesis.